AUGGAAUGGCCACCCACGAAGACAUUAACGUCAAAAGUGCAUGGCGUUCAGGAACUUGAUGGGUUUCCUGGUGCCUAUAUUCGCGUUAAGGGUGACGACUUGGGUUCGAUUAUAGAUACGCGGCUAUCAGCGGGAAAGCCGUCGUUCUUGCACUUCUUUGCUAUGUCUUCUGAAGACCUGCAAAAGCUGCUUCUUCUGGCGUAUGAUAAACAAAUGGAAGUGUUGAUCGAGCAUGAGGGCUCGGACACUCCUCUUCUGAAGGAGCUGCAGAAGGCACGCGCAUCAGCAGCUCGAAUCAACACAGAGAAGGCAGACCGAAGCAUACAAAAGGUGCUGAAGAGUUUUGCUGAGCUGGAGCGAGAAAUUAAAGCGGUAAAAGCUCUUGCGCUCAAAGAGGAGAAUACUUCGGAUGAAGGUGAAGAAGACGACAAUGAUGAUGACGACGCAGCGAACGACUAA
Molecule: messenger RNA, 459 nt
Organism: Peronospora farinosa
Lineage: Eukaryota; Oomycota; Peronosporomycetes; Peronosporales; Peronosporaceae
Source: the annotation of a GenBank genome assembly